UCCUGAUGCUCCUCUAACCGAAUCUCUUUCGCAUUGGGACACUUCUAAACAAGCUUCUUUGACGAAUCCACAGAAUAGUUCAAUUAUGUUAGAGUUAGCUGGUGCUUAUGGUGUGUGGCAUUCUGAAGACACGGAUAUUUCUCCUUACUCUAUUACUUCUACUGAAUUUGAUGUAUCUCUACCUCUUGAAAACGGCAAAAUCCAAACUCCUACAGUUUCUACGUCAGCCAGUGGUUGGAACUCACUGGAAAAUCAAACUAAGUGGUCCGAGAGCAAUAGUGUCGCAGAUCGUAGCAAUAAUACAUCUUGUGAGCCGUCUAUUCCUGAAGGAGGCACAGGCAAAGGUAUCUCAAACACAAUUGCUACUGGUGCUGUCGACAAUGAAGGAUCUACUAAAGCAUUUAUAGGAAACAAUGGCGCCAACGAGCAUUUGCCGACGCCCACUACUGCUUUUUCCUUGCCUAACGCUUCCUUUGCUUUUGACGAUGAUCCUGUUUUGAAAUUGAUCAAUACACACGAUGGUUGGGGUACGCGUCCUGUAGAUCAAUCUAUUCCCUGGGAUAUUUCGACCACUUGUGCUACUUCUUCGAUUGUUGUGUCAAGCAGAACUGCUUCAACAACUCCUGUGCCUUUUAAUCAGCCCUCAUUGCAACCACAACAACUUAUGCUUAUUAGACGCGGAAUCGCAAGUAUGCCGACAUCUGAUGACGCAUUACCUGAGUCAGGAGUUUGGACCAGUGAACCUCCUAACGGUACAGGCAUUUGGGAAGCCCAUUACGAGUCAAUGGGUCAACGUACCGCUAGAUGGCAACAACAAAACGCUUCUCAAAUCCCUUCAAACAUGCACCCUCAACUUCAUCCUACUCUGCACCACGAUUCGUUUUUCUCUCAGAAUCAUGAUAAUUCUAUUACACCAUCUGAUCCAAAUUUGCCUAAAUGGCGGAAUCUUCACUCCUCAUCAGGACGUGAGUACUUUGAAACGCCU
Molecule: messenger RNA, 985 nt
Organism: Protopolystoma xenopodis
Lineage: Eukaryota; Metazoa; Platyhelminthes; Monogenea; Polystomatidea; Polystomatidae
Source: the annotation of a GenBank genome assembly